AGGUAAAAAUUAAUAGUGGGAAAAUGGCACGACCCGAAUAAAGACAUGUACUAAGUACAGUGGAGUGUUUUCCACUCUUCUCGUUAUGAGGUUUAUACUAAUACUACGUCACUAGUAAUAGUGCCAACCAACGGUCAGCUACCAAACCAUCUUGAGCAUGAUAUCAGUAGAAGUGUACUCCCUUCUUAUAGUUCGUUCUUAUUCAAUUUCCUUUUAUUCAUCCUUGGAAAAGAGGAGGAAUUGGUAAUUCUUCUCCUCAUUUCUUGGGAAGUAAAUAAACCUUUCAAAAUCUUGCCUUACUAGAUUUGAAGACUAAAUCAUGGCUGAGGAGUUGGAGAAGCCGUUGCUUGAUCCCGAUAAUUUUAAUAGGGAAGGAGUUGAUUUGGAACGAUUACCCUUGGAAGAAGUUUUUGAGCAACUAAGAACAUCGCCGGAAGGACUCUCAUCCAAUGAUGCUGAAGCAAGAUUGACAAUCUUUGGUCCUAACAUGCUUGAAGAGAAGCCAGAGAACAAAAUAUUGAAAUUUCUUAGUUUUAUGUGGAAUCCAUUAUCAUGGGUCAUGGAAGCUGCUGCUGUGAUGGCAAUUGCCCUUGCUAAUGGUGGAGGGCAAGGUCCAGAUUGGCAAGAUUUUGUAGGGAUUAUCUGCCUACUAAUAAUCAACUCCACAAUAAGUUUUAUAGAAGAAAAUAAUGCUGGAAAUGCUGCUUCAGCCCUCAUGGCCCGUUUAGCUCCAAAAACAAGAGUUCUCAGAGAUGGCCAGUGGCAAGAGAAAGAUGCAGCAAUCCUAGUACCAGGAGAUAUAAUUGGUAUAAAGCUUGGAGAUAUUAUUCCAGCUGAUGCUCGCCUGCUAGAAGGGGAUUCAUUAAAAAUUGAUCAGUCAGCUCUUACUGGAGAGUCUCUACCAGUCACUAAGAGAACAGGUGAUGAGGUGUUUUCUGGUUCAACCUGCAAGCAUGGAGAAAUUGAAGCUGUUGUUAUAGCAACUGGAGUUAACUCUUUCUUUGGAAAAGCAGCACAUUUAGUUGACUCAACAGAAGUUGUUGGACAUUUUCAGCAGGUCCUUACCUCCAUUGGAAAUUUCUGCAUUUGUUCUAUUGCUGUAGGAAUGAUUCUGGAAAUCAUUGUCAUGUUCCCUAUACAGCACCGCUCUUACAGGGAUGGAAUCAACAACCUUCUUGUUCUCUUAAUUGGAGGAAUACCCAUAGCUAUGCCUACAGUGUUGUCUGUGACACUUGCUAUCGGUUCUCAUAGACUCUCUCAACAGGGUGCCAUUACAAAAAGGAUGACAGCAAUUGAAGAAAUGGCAGGCAUGGAUAUCCUCUGCAGCGAUAAAACUGGAACUCUUACCCUGAACCGCCUCACUGUUGAUAGAAACCUCAUUGAGGUUUUUCACCAAAAUAUGGACAAAGACACAAUUAUCUUGCUAGCAGCCAGAGCAUCAAGGCUGGAAAAUCAGGAUGCUAUUGAUGCAGCCAUUGUCAACAUGCUCGCCGAUCCAAAGGAGGCCCGUGGAAACAUUACGCAAGUACACUUCUUGCCAUUCAAUCCAGUGGACAAGCGCACCGCAAUUACAUACAUCGAUUCUGAUGGUAAUUGGCACAGAGCCAGCAAAGGAGCUCCAGAACAGAUCUUAAAUCUUUGCCAAGAAAAACAUGAGAUUGCUGCUAAAGUGCAUACCAUAAUAGACAAAUUUGCUGAAAGGGGAUUGCGGUCCCUUGGAGUUGCUUAUCAGGCAGUUCCAGAGAAAACCAAGGAGGGUCCUGGAGGUCCUUGGACAUUUUGUGGACUCUUGCCUUUGUUUGACCCUCCAAGACAUGAUAGUGCAGAGACCAUUCGUAGAGCACUAAACCUUGGAGUCUGUGUAAAGAUGAUUACAGGUGACCAGUUGGCAAUAGCAAAGGAGACUGGGAGAAGACUUGGGAUGGGAACGAACAUGUAUCCUUCUUCUUCAUUGCUAGCUCGUGAUAAAAAUGAACAUGAAGCUCUCCCGGUGGAUGAGCUCAUUGAAAAGGCUGAUGGUUUUGCAGGCGUAUUUCCUGAACACAAAUAUGAAAUUGUGAAAAAUUUACAAGAGAAGAAACAUGUAGUGGGAAUGACUGGAGAUGGGGUAAAUGAUGCACCUGCUUUAAAGAAAGCAGAUAUUGGAAUAGCAGUUGCUGAUUCUACAGAUGCUGCAAGAAGUGCUGCUGAUAUAGUCUUAACUGAGCCUGGUUUAAGUGUGAUUGUCAGUGCAGUCUUAACUAGCCGAGCUAUAUUCCAACGAAUGAAAAAUUAUACAAUAUAUGCAGUCUCUAUAACGAUUAGGAUUGUGCUUGGCUUCGUGCUACUUGCAUUGAUUUGGGAGUAUGACUUCCCACCAUUCAUGGUUUUGAUUAUAGCAAUACUCAAUGAUGGAACCAUCAUGACAAUCUCCAAAGAUCGAGUAAGGCCCUCUCCAAGGCCUGACAGUUGGAAGCUCAAAGAGAUUUUCGCAACAGGCGUUGUCAUUGGCACAUAUCUUGCACUGGUGACUGUAUUAUUUUACUGGCUCAUAAUUGACACCACCUUCUUUGAGACACAUUUCCAUGUAAGAUCAUUGUCCAGCAACAGUGAAGAAGUCUCAUCUGCUGUGUAUCUGCAAGUCAGCAUAAUCAGCCAGGCUCUUAUAUUCGUUACUCGUAGUCAAAGUUGGUCUUUCCUAGAGAGACCAGGAGCUCUUCUGAUGUGUGCUUUUGUUAUUGCCCAACUGGUGGCUACCUUAAUUGCUGUCUAUGCACAUAUCAGCUUUGCUUACAUUAGAGGCAUUGGAUGGGGAUGGGGUGGAGUCAUAUGGCUAUAUAGCCUCAUCUUUUACAUACCCCUUGACAUUAUCAAGUUUGCAGUUCGGUAUGCUUUGAGUGGAGAAGCUUGGAAUCUAUUAUUUGAUAAAAAGACUGCCUUUACUACUAAAAAAGACUAUGGAAAGGAAGACCGUGCAGCUAAGUGGGUACUUUCUCAGAGAAGUCUCCAAGGGUUGAUGUCUUUAGAUUUGGAAAACACAGGAAGGCGUAAGUCUUCGAUGAUUGCAGAACAGGCCAAGCGCCGGGCUGAAAUAGCCAGAUUGGGAGAGUUGCACAAUCUAAGGGGACACGUAGAAUCAAUGAUGAGGCUUAAAAAUUUGGAUAACAGUGUAAUCCAAUCAGCUCAUACAGUAUGAAACGUGGAGAAGUUUACCAAUGAUACAAUCUCUAAUAUAAAGCGAGGAAUGCUGCAAGAACUCGUGAUUUUUCAUUUUUGAAUUCUGAGGGAAGAACCCAUAUUUAGUCCCUUUUUUUUUCCCUUUCAAUUCCAAUUUUUAGUCCUCCUUCAAAAUUUUAUCAUAAGCUUCGGAAAUGUUGUAUACAGAAUUAUUGUUGAGAAACUCGCACAAGAAUAAGCUUUCCAAGAGCCUAGGAGCUGAAUAACAUAGCCCAAAAUAAUUCCCUUGUC
Messenger RNA from Cannabis sativa, 3447 nucleotides. Its product is annotated as ATPase 10, plasma membrane-type. The coding region runs from base 320 to 3175 and encodes 951 amino acids. Gene Ontology annotation, molecular function: P-type proton-exporting transporter activity; ATP hydrolysis activity; ATP binding. Gene Ontology annotation, cellular component: plasma membrane. Gene Ontology annotation, biological process: regulation of intracellular pH; proton export across plasma membrane. The record is from RefSeq and is a predicted model, not a curated record. NCBI's taxonomy places the organism in Eukaryota, Viridiplantae, Streptophyta, Magnoliopsida, Rosales, Cannabaceae. The transcript has 22 exons.